AUGAUUUCAUUCGCCUUUGUUACCUCUGGCAAGGCCUACCUAAUCAGCCAAACUACGCUUACAAACAGCAUAAUGCGCAUUAAAGACAGUAAGGAAGAAGUAGUAGAGGUAAAUGGCACUCGUGCAUUCAUUUCUGGAAACCAAGGAGAGACCUACAGACUCAGAAUGGAGCUACAGGAAGGCGUAGAAUACGUCAGACGAGUGUUCAAGAAGGAAAUGAAUACGCGAAACAUCGCCAACCUGUUCAAGAACACCAUUUACGACAAAAUUAGAACGAGAAUGCCUUACCAGGUGAGUGGCGUCUUCGUAGGACACGACGAGACUGGGGCAAUGAGACUCUUUCACGUGGACAACUACUCCGCCGUGAAUGAGACGCACUUUGUGGCCACGAACUACGGCAUCUACUUCCUCUACGGACUGGCUGACGUCUUCCACAAGGCGGAAAUGGAGCACGAGGAGGCAAUUGAGUUCAUAAACCACGCACUGAAGGCACUGAAGGAGAGGACUGCAAUUGACACCCGGAGCUGGAGACUGGACGUGGUGAAGGAGUCCCUAAAGGUUGAAACACAGUACAUUGAAAUAUAG
Enterospora canceri is the source of this 585-nucleotide messenger RNA. NCBI's taxonomy places the organism in Eukaryota, Fungi, Microsporidia, Enterocytozoonidae. The record is from the annotation of a GenBank genome assembly.